Molecule: messenger RNA, 486 nt
Organism: Acaulospora colombiana
Lineage: Eukaryota; Fungi; Glomeromycota; Glomeromycetes; Diversisporales; Acaulosporaceae
Source: the annotation of a GenBank genome assembly
AUGGCUGACAAAAGAAAGGAAGAAUUACAAAAGAAAAGGGCAAAACUUGAGGAAUUGAGGAGAGCAAGGGAAGAUAGAAAGGCAGCACCAGCAGCAAAAGAAAAACCAGUACAGCAGCCGAGUCGUAAAGAUGAAUUAGAUGCUAUUAUUAGAGAUUUGCUAGAUUCAAAAUCCGGGGCAAAAGUAGAAAAGGAGCAAGCUCCGGAACCCGUUUUUCCCGAAGCUGAAUCGACAGAAACGCCCGAACAACUCCCCACGGAUAUCACAAAGCCUUUGACUACUCCUUCCGACACCACCUCGAGCUCCGAAGCGCUUUCCUCGACUGCUAGUGCUGUGGGAACUCGUUUUAUUCCAGAAUUAACUGCAGUCGACGAAAUUGUGCUAGAUAUUCCACCAAAAGAAAUUGUGUACUAUACAAAAGAUGCGCAAACGAUUGACACUUCGUUUACUCCACCGCCGCCAUCGGAGGAAGAAAUUCGUGAAAAG